AUAAAGCGUGGGUUUUCGCAUAUAAUAUAUUGCAGAUCAGAAAACAUCACUAACUCUCUUGUUCUUUAAAGGGUAAUUAAUAUAUUUAUUUUGGCUAAAGAGAGUUCUUUAAAAGUUUUUGUCUGAAGCAACAAUGGAAGAGAAGAAACUGAAUGUAGAUGCUCCAUUCCUAUCCGUGAGGCGAGUUCCUUCAACUAAUAUAGAGAAUUCAAGCGAAGCAGCGAACACCAAGAAGAUGGCGACGACGACGAGGAGAAGGAGAAAAGUCAAAGAUUCGUGUCAAGAAACAGAGCGUGAAACUCUGGUUCGGUUAUUACAAGAUGACCAGAGCUUCGAUCAUGUAAUGAAACCCUCUUUAGUUCCAUUUCUAUGGGAACAAAUACCUGGAAAGCCAAAGAAUCAUCAUCAUCACAUGGCUACUACAUUAAUCGGAGAAUCAGAUCUAAUCAAAGCUUUGGAUAUGGUUUCUUCAACAGCAAGUUUCUCUGUUAAUUGUAGUACCAAUGGAGCAAGCGAUGAGCUGGAGAAGGAUGAAGACAGGUCGAGUAAUGUAUCAAGAGAUGACGUCGUUCUUGAGUAUCGUGAUCUCAUCAUGUCGAGAUUUUUGCCAGCAGCGACAGCAAUUGCCUUGAGACAGAAGAAAGAAUCUUCUUUGGAAGAGAAGAUGAAGAAGAAAAAUAAGAAACGCAUCAUUACUCUACAGAGAGUCUCCAUGGCCAUAAAUCAAGAUUUACAAAAUGAUGAUUAUGAUCAUAAUCAUGUUGAUGAAACAUUUUACUCAAAUGAUUCCAAGAAAGCUAUGUCUGGGUUCUUGCCACGGUUCUGUUCCAAGAACUCAUUGGAUGUUCUUACACCUGUUCUUUCUCGGGUCAAGACUUGUCAGAAUCUUGCGGUAAAACCUGGCAAAAUCGUAAACCUGAAAUCUCAAGAUUCUGUUCAUAAAACCAAACCAGCGUCACCAAGAAUCUUGAGAUCAAACAAGGUUAUCAGCAAGUCUCAAGAACUCUAUCCAGUACCGAGAUUUUCAACGGAGCUUUCCAAAAUUUCUCAAUCGAAAUCCAGGGAAAAGGCCCGGAUCCUGAGAAAUCCGUCGAGGUUGCAACGAACAACGAGCGAACAAACUAACCGACAAGAGACGAGGUUUCUUGUCGAGGAAGUAAAGAGAAGGAGCAACAGAAAAAAAACCAGGUCAGAGAAUCUCUCUGUUUAUCAACCUCCAUUGCCUAAAACUCCUUCAGAAUCGUGGCUUUGCCGGACACUUCCCAGAAGCUCGGCCACUUCUAUCGUCUCCGGUCAGUUUGCCGUCGUCGUCUCCGGUCAAACCGCUGGUUUCAAGAAGAUGGAGCAAAAGACUAGUUCUCAGUCUACAAAAUGGGAGACGAUUGUGAAAACAUCGCAUCAACACCAUAACCAUGCACGCUACUCAGAGGAGCCUAUUGUUGUUCAUCCCUCUCGUCAACACAAACCCUAAACCGGAAAUUUCUUUUCUACAGACCGAGAUUCUUUUUCCGGUACAGUAAAAAAUUAUUGCUAUUAUUUAAGUUUUCCCAUCUGUCAUUAUUACGAUUGUGGUACAUGUGUGUUUGGAAUUUGUACAAGAGAUUGAUGAUGUCGGACCGAAUUGGGUUAGGCUUAAAGCAACCACAUUCUUUUCACCAUCAUCAAUAUCAGCAUGUAAGGAAACUGUAUUGAUUCAAACAUUUGGAAUGGAUUUUCUUUAAAUGAAAAAUUUCGUGAUACUCAGUUAAAA
Molecule: messenger RNA, 1750 nt
Organism: Thlaspi arvense
Lineage: Eukaryota; Viridiplantae; Streptophyta; Magnoliopsida; Brassicales; Brassicaceae
Source: the annotation of a GenBank genome assembly